This is a messenger RNA of Nothobranchius furzeri (turquoise killifish), 1382 nucleotides long. RefSeq names its product GTPase IMAP family member 4. Lineage: Eukaryota; Metazoa; Chordata; Actinopteri; Cyprinodontiformes; Nothobranchiidae. The record is from RefSeq and is a predicted model, not a curated record. Gene Ontology annotation, molecular function: GTP binding.
UAUACGAGGUGGUUUUUCUCAUUCUGAAGGAGAGCACGAGCAGAAACGACAUGUCGUCUAACACCAAGCAGUCCAGCUACACAAUGACAAAGUCCCCACCUGCCUCCACCAUCAUCCGGAUGGUUUUACUAGGAAGGACGGGCAGCGGUAAAAGCUCCACAGCCAACUUCAUCCUUGGCCGUAAGGUCUUGGACUUGAAGGUCAGCUGUGCCUCAGUCAGCCAGCGUUCUCACAGAGCCAGUGGAGAGUUUCGUGGGCGACAGCUGCUGUUGCUAGACACUCCUGGGGUCCUGGACACUCAUCAAACUCCACAGGAGGUGAGGAGAGAGCUGAGGAGGAGCGUUAGCCUCCUUUUCCCAGGACCACAUGCUUUUCUGAUCGUUGUUCAAAUUGGGAGGUUCUCCCAGGUUGAGAGAGAGGCAAUGCGGCACAUAAAAGAGGCGAUGGGUUCAGAUGCUUUGAGUUUCUCUGUGGUGGUUUUCACACAUGGAGACCGUCUUGAAGAGGGGGUAUCAGUGAAGCAUUGUCUGAUUGACCAGUGCCGGGACCUGGCUGAGCUAGUGGCCAGAUGUGGAGGCAGGUACUGUGUCUUCAACAACCAGAACUUUAAAAACAGGGAUCAAGUAGCUGAGCUGCUCACCCUGGUGGAAGGCAUGAUGCAGAAGAAUGGAGAACGAUGCUUCAACAGCAAGAUGCUCCAAAGAGCUGAAGAAGAACUAGAUCUUCAGCUUGAAACUGAGAAGGAAGAGGAGCGUAAGAAAAACCAAGCUUUGAAAGAGUGGUAUGAAAAGGAGCUAGAGAUGAUUCAGAAGCAAACCAAGAUAGAGCAGGAGGAGCUGAAGAUUAAGCAGGAUCUGGAGAAGGAGAAAGAGGAGAAGCUAGCUAAAGAAUGGGAGGAAGCCUUAAGAGUAGAGGUGGAGGAGAAGAAGUCACAAGAAGUAGCAGUGUUGAUAGAGAUGGAGAAGAGAAAAAGACUAGAUGUUCAGGAGAGGCUGGACAAAAUGACUCAAUUGUUGGAGGAGCAGGUCAAGCGGGAGGAGAACAUGAGGCGGUCGUUGGAAGAAAAGAUCCAGAGAGAAAAAGAGGAGAAUGAGAGGAAAGAAAAGGAAAGAGAACUUCAGCAAAUCCAGAUGGAGCAGGCCAUCAGGCAGAGAGAAGAGAUGGAGAGAGAUGCUCUGCAGCAUGAGUUGGACAAACUCUGCAUUGAGCUAAAGGAGCAAAGCAGGAGGGAGGAGGAGAGAACAAGGCAAAUGGAGGACAUCCUCAGGCAUGAGAGGCAGGAGAAGCAGAGAGAAAUGGACAUACAGCUGGAACACCUUCGAGCUGAGAAAAGGAGAACUGAGGCCUUCAAGCGGGAGUUAAAACUCAUAACAAUCAAGCUU